AUGCAGAGGGUGCUGGGCGCCGCGCUGCGGCGCUGGGAGGCGGUGGCUGCGGCUCGGCGGAGCGGGCGGGCCGGGCUCAGGCUCCUAGCGGAGGCGGGCCGGCGUAAGGCCGCGUUACUAUGGCAGCCAGUGAGCGGUGGCGGGGCUCCGCCAACCGGAAGUGACGCGCCGGAAGGCGGAAGUGGCGGGAAAUGCGGCUGCGCUCUUAGCUGGCGCAGGGGGAAGCACGUGGCGGUCGCGGCCCAGGCCGGACUCGACGCGCCCGGCCUCCUGCCCAUGGUGGAGACAUUCUGCGCGCGGGCGAUGCGCGUGGCCGAGGCUGACCUGGUGCAGCAGCUCCGCAGCGUGCGGCCCGCGAAGGAGAAGCGGCAGUGGGUGCACGGCAUCCUGGAAACCAUCCAGCGCUGCAGCCACGUCCUGGAGGUGUCCAUCCCCGUAAAGCGGGACAGCGGCCACUGGGAGGUGAUCGAGGGCUGGCGGGCCCAGCACAGCCAGCACCUCCUGCCCUGCAAAGGGGGGGUUCGGUUUUGUGAGUCAAUUGGCAUUGAUGACGUAAAAGCCCUGGCAGCCCUAAUGACGUACAAAUGUGCGGUGGUGGAUGUUCCCUUUGGUGGUGCCAUGGCUGGCGUGAAGAUUGAUCCAAAGAAGUAUUCAGAACGUGAGCUGGAGAAAAUAACACGGCAGUUUACGGUUGAAAUGGCCAAGAAGGGAUUUAUAGGGCCUGGAACUGAUGUUGCUGCUCCUGACAUAAACACAGGGGAAAGGGAGAUGUCCUGGAUUGCUGACACCUACUCCCGCACUCUCGGCUACAAGGAUAUCAAUGCCCAUGCCUGUGUGACGGGGAAGCCGAUUAGUCAGGGAGGAAUCCAUGGGCGAGUCCCUGCCACAGGCCGUGGUCUGUUGCAUGGGAUUGAGAACUACAUCAACAACACCCUCUAUAUGAACCUUAUUGGCCUGAGCCCUGGUUUCCCUGGCAAGACCUUUGUGUUGCAGGGCUUUGGCAACACGGGCUUGCACACCAUGAGGUACCUGCACCGCUGUGGAGCAUGCUGUGUGUGUGUUGGGGAGGUGGAUGGUGCUAUUUACAAUUCCAGUGGGAUCCAUCCCAAGGAACUACAAGAUUAUAAGACAGAACACGGCACCAUUGUUGGUUUUCCAAAAGCAGAGCCUUACGAAGGCAGCGUCCUUGAAGUACCUUGUGACAUCCUCAUCCCAGCCGCUGUCGAGAAGCAGCUCACGAAGGAGAACGCACAUCGGGUCCAAGCCAAGAUUAUCGCUGAAGCUGCCAACGGCCCCACAACACCAGCAGCCCAUGAGAUCUUCCUGCAGAGAAAUAUCCUCGUCAUCCCGGACCUGUAUGUGAAUGCGGGUGGCGUGACGGUUUCCUUCUUCGAGUGGCUGAAGAACCUGAACCACGUGAGCUAUGGCCGCCUGACCUUCAAGUACGAGCGUGACUCCAACUACCACCUGCUGAUGUCUGUCCAGCAGAGCCUGGAGCGGACCCUUGGGAAGGGCAGCGGGGAGAUCCCCAUCGUCCCCUCCCCGGAGUUCCAGGCCAGAGUGGCAGGGGCCUCAGAGAAGGAUAUCGUGCACUCGGGGCUGGCGUACACUAUGGACCGCUCAGCCCAGCAAAUCAUGAACAUCGCCACGAGGUACAACCUGGGCUUGGACCAGAGAACCGCUGCCUACCUGUGCGCCAUCGAGAAGGUGUUCAGGGUGUACAAUGAAGCUGGGUUUGCAUACUGACGUGAGCUGUCCCCUGGCCUUGGCCCUCCCUGGGCUAAGGGCACAGCUGCCUGCCCAUGGCUGAAACGAUCCCGGAAAGAGACUCCCGGGGGGGAAAAAGUGCUCUUGGGGGAGGUCAGGGCAUGUUUGUCCCUGUGGCUGCAACCUCCGUCCUCCCGCGCUGCUGCCGAGGCUGCCUUGGGUUCACCUAGUUCUGUGAGUGUCACCCCAGCAGAAUUGCUGGGCUUCCUACAGGGGUACAGGGCAGGCCGUCCCCGCAGGCUCUUUCUGCGUGGUGAUGCCCAUAGUGCUGUGGCAUCUAGUGAAACUCUGAGUGCCCCUUCCCCCGACCAUCCUGGGCCAUGUUGCUGACUUCUUGUUUGUUGGAUUUCAUGGCAUUUCCACCUGCCUCUGAGCUCCACCGGCUCCUGCUCUGCUCCUGCAGCCGCCCCCGCUGCCCUGCAUGCUGGAGAGUGAUGUGGGCAUGGGCAGCACGCUCCGGCUUGUGCAGCCUCGCAUGACCGGGCCUCUGCCUCUAUGGCAGAAGGGUAGAUGGAGGCUGCUCUGUGGCACUGACGGCAGCGUGUUUUCAGCUGGGCCUCUGGCAUCUCCCCGCUGGCGGGUGUCCUGCUAGCAACGUGAUGUCUCCGGAAACGGUGAAGGGAUGGAGAAAACAAGUUGAGGGGUUUGGGGGGGCGGGGGUUGAAUGGAAAUUUGGGGAAAAAUUGAAGUAUCUGCUGUAGUUACUUGUUUGUCAAAACUAAACUUUGUUUGCUCUUUAAGAAGAGCAAUGUGUGGUGUAGAAUGGAGGUAGCCCACAGCGUUGCUUGGUAGAUUUAGGAAAUACGUAUAAAUUCUUUGGGUUUGAUGGAGUGAUGAUGUCACGUACGGCUUGUGUUCAGGAGGGAGCUGCAGCUGCACACUGAGCGGAUUUGUUUUUGCCCAAUGGCAAAUGGGAAAAAAAUUGGAGAUGUUGAAAACUGAAAACCUCACUA
Molecule: messenger RNA, 2720 nt
Organism: Gopherus evgoodei (Goodes thornscrub tortoise)
Lineage: Eukaryota; Metazoa; Chordata; Testudines; Testudinidae
Product: glutamate dehydrogenase 2, mitochondrial-like
Exons: 12
Coding region: 1-1746 (581 amino acids)
Biological process (GO): L-glutamate catabolic process
Cellular component (GO): mitochondrion
Molecular function (GO): L-glutamate dehydrogenase (NAD+) activity
Source: RefSeq, a predicted model, not a curated record